AUGGAUCAAGGGGCUCAUUCUUGUGGCGAUUUGGAAGAUGGUCAGGCAUUGCCGCCGAGUAGAUCUGAAUCCCAGCCCCACAAUACCCAGGACGAGCCCCAUGAACGUGGAAGGCGUCGUCGGACCGGUCCCGAGGAUCCAUGUCUGAUCUGUCUUGCUCCGCUGGGGAUAGACACAGCCGUGCUGGAAUGGUGUAGAGCAGAGUGCGGUACAACCUUCCACAUAGCCUGUUUGUUUACUUGGUGGCGCACAUCUGGGCAUGAAGAGAUGACCUGCCCUGCUUGUCAGCGUCGCUGGCUUGAUGUGGACAAGAUUAAGGAAUGGAACACUUGA
This is a messenger RNA of Aspergillus brunneoviolaceus CBS 621.78, 333 nucleotides long. RefSeq lists its product as uncharacterized. The transcript has a single exon. Gene Ontology annotation, molecular function: ubiquitin protein ligase activity. Lineage: Eukaryota; Fungi; Ascomycota; Eurotiomycetes; Eurotiales; Aspergillaceae. Bases 1 to 333 code for a protein of 110 amino acids. The record is from RefSeq and is a predicted model, not a curated record.